AUGAAAUCAUUCAAAGAAUUAAGAUUCGCUACUGAAGUAGAAAAAUCAGUUGAAGAUACAUUAGCUGCUAUUAUUAUGAAUUUAAAAUCUCGAACAGCUGAUAUAACACGGCAAAAAGAUGCGAAAAGACAAUUAGCUAAUCUUGAUCGAUUUAUUGAAGAAACUGAAUUAUUUGAUAAAAUUAAUUUAUCAGAAGAACAUAUUAAUUUGAUUCCCCCUAAUAACGCCGAAAAUAAAAAUGUCGAAAGAUAA
Messenger RNA from Adineta steineri, 252 nucleotides. NCBI's taxonomy places the organism in Eukaryota, Metazoa, Rotifera, Eurotatoria, Adinetida, Adinetidae. The record is from the annotation of a GenBank genome assembly.